AUGGCAUCAAUAGCAAAACGUGCUCAGGAGAUUUGGCCUGAUCUUCCCAAAACUCCCAUUACGCUGGACGAUUCCACUCGGGAGCUUUACAACCGGGCUAUUAAUGAACCAACAUCCCUGACUGAUGAAGAACGAAGAGUUAUCACCCGCCGCCCGACAGGCCCUGAAGAAGACCAGCUAUGUCGAGAUGCCUGCGGAAUGACGUUCUCGGAAUUGGCCAGAAAAUGUAUCGACCAAAAAGACAAGGUUCGAUACCAGGAAGCAAAAAUACUGUUGACAGGGCCCGCUGUUUCGCAGACUGCACAUGAACUAAAUUUCUCAGCACGCCUAGGUAAGGCCGACCGCGAACUAUGGAGAAAUGCAUACAACGCUGCUUGGAGUGAAGAUAUGAAAACUGCCCGAGCCAAUGCUCAGGCGAUUACGGAACCAGUCAGAGCCGAUUACUAUGCAGCAAGAGAAUCCCACAAUUCUGACGAUUGGAGGAACAUUUCAUACGCGAUGAAAAUACCAUGGCAAGAAUACGUGAUCAGUGACCCCGCAAAUACAGUCUUUGGAUUUGUUUUCUUUGUCCCGAAUGCCAUCGGAAGCCAAUGGCCACUAUUCAAAGAGCAAAUUGAAACCGCUACUCGCCAUGGCUUGAACUGUCAUCUCCCACCAAUUAGAAAAGAAGAUCUUCCCAAAUUCACCCUUCAUUGGAUAGAGGAAGAUGUCGCAGAUAUGGAGAACACCUUCGUCUCUAAAAGAGGAAACGGAGAACUCCCAAAAGGUCUGCGCAUGGACUGCUUUCUAUAUGUUGACGAAGAGUCGCUGCGGUCGCAUAGCGUGGAGAGACCAUUCAUUUGGCUAUGGGAACCAGAAAACGCUAUUAGUAAAGAGUUGGGACCUCUUAAGGUAGAUAUCAAGCACAUUGUGCCGUUGCUUUUCGCCCGCCUCACACAAAGAGAUCUGCCGGAAGAGCAGAGACGCAAACCCUACCGAAAACCAUCUGAUUUUGCAACGCUUCAUCAGAUUGCUCAGUACAAGGAUCCUACAAACCAAAGGAUAGAUGGAAUCUGGCCUGCACCCGCUAGAAUUAUGUGA
Molecule: messenger RNA, 1080 nt
Organism: Penicillium longicatenatum
Lineage: Eukaryota; Fungi; Ascomycota; Eurotiomycetes; Eurotiales; Aspergillaceae
Exons: 1
Coding region: 1-1080 (359 amino acids)
Source: RefSeq, a predicted model, not a curated record